AUGCAUAGCAACAAAACGUUUCCUCUUUUCGCUCUUUUCUUAUUAUGGUCAUCAGCCCUCGUGUAUGCGCAGGAAGAAGAAUCAGCUCAAGAUGAAUGUGCAGCUGUUCCAAAAGACGAAUACAAUCUCGGCCUACGUAUCGGUUCAAUCUUUAUUAUCAUGGCAGCAACACUCGUCGGUGUGUUUACUCCCAUCCUCUUGCAUCGUAUCAGCCCAUACUCAAAAAACAGCAUCCGGUAUUGGGUGUUGACCGUUGCAAAGUUUUUUGGCACCGGUGUCAUUUUGUCGGUUGCAUUUGUCCAUGUAAUGCCUGAAGCCACCGAACGUUUCGAAAGUCCAUGUAUCACAUCCGGCAGCUGGCACAAUUAUGAAGGCUUUGUCGGUGUAUUUGCUCUUAUUGCUGUAUUUUUCGUACAGCUUAUUGAGUUGGCGGCCUUUGCUCAUCUUGAACGCACCAAAAGCUCUAGCAGCAGCAGCGAAACCACUGCCAAAGAAGCCGAUCUUGAAGUCGGAGUUGAUCAACAUGUGCACACACCACUUGAUAAAAACAUCAAUACGAUCGUUCUCGAAAUUGGUAUCGUGAUCCAUUCCGUCAUUAUCGGCCUUACAUUGGGAUUCAGCAGUUCGGAUGGAUUUAAUGCACUUUUGAUUGCUCUUGUAUUCCAUCAGUUCUUUGAAGGUAUUGCCUUGGGCACACGUAUCAAUGAGAUGGACUUCCGUAGUGCCAUCAAGCCAUUGCUAAUGGGUCUUGUGUUUGCAUUCACCACGCCUGUUGGUGUAGCAAUUGGUAUUGGUGUCAAUGUAUCCAUUAAUCCAAACUCGGCACCCUCCAUUCUCGCACAAGCCAUCCUCGACUCUUUGGCAGCCGGAAUUUUGUUGUAUAAUGCAUUCAUCUCUCUCAUCAGCUCUGAAAUGACACACAACCUUGGCUUCCGUAAUUCAUCCUUUGCCAACAAACUCACCUGCCUCAUGUCAAUGUACAUUGGUGCAGCUCUCAUGUCUUUGCUCGGUUACUGGGCAUAG
Molecule: messenger RNA, 1023 nt
Organism: Lichtheimia ornata
Lineage: Eukaryota; Fungi; Mucoromycota; Mucoromycetes; Mucorales; Lichtheimiaceae
Exons: 5
Coding region: 1-1023 (340 amino acids)
Biological process (GO): zinc ion transmembrane transport
Cellular component (GO): plasma membrane
Molecular function (GO): zinc ion transmembrane transporter activity
Source: RefSeq, a predicted model, not a curated record